UGCUCUUGUAUCUAUCUUAUCGCGGAUUAGAUUUUGGUUUAAGAAAAAAAAAUAAAAAGACAUAUAUAUAUAUAUAUAUAUAUAUAUAUAUAUUUUCUCAAAUCUAAGCGUUAUACUUUGAGAUUAUGGAAAGAACUGUGCGUCAGGUUAUUCUGACCCUGGCCUUGGGGAUGGGUUUGGCGUUUUGCGAGCCGCCGGUAAGCAGCCAGUACGGUGUGCCGGGAAAUUUUGAUGGUCAAGGCAGCCAUGGGGUUGGUGGUGGUCAUGGGGGUGCGGGAACCGUGACGAACAGCUACGGGGCUCCGUUAAAUGGAGGAGGACACGACGCCCACCAGGAUUACAUCGACAGUCAGCCGAAAUCGUACGAGUUUGGUUACGCGGUGAAGGACGCGGCUUCCGGAAAUGAUUUCGGACGUCGUGAGACCAGCGACGGUGAAACGGUGCGGGGUGAAUAUCGAGUCCAACUUCCGGACGGGCGUACUCAGAUCGUAACUUACACGGCUGAUUGGAGAACUGGAUUUCACGCUGAUGUAAGGUACGAGGGUGUCGCCUCGUAUCCCGAUCAGUACAACAACAAUAACAACAACAACAACAACAACAACUACAACAACAACUACAACAACAACAACGGAUACAACGAUCUGAACGCGAAUAGUCUCGAUACCGGAUACAACGGAGCUGGUAAUUACAACGGAGGUAACAACGGAGCAUACAACGGGAACAACAAUUAUCACGGCAGCAACGGGAAUUAUAACACAGGCGUUGGUGUCAGCGGUGUCAACAACAAUUACGCCAACGGUCACAACAACAAUUACAACGACAACAACUACGAUGGAAACAGUUUGAACGGCGGUUACAACUAUAACGCGGGAUAUUCGAGCAACGUUAAUAAUAAUUUCGGUUCGAAAUCCCCGGUCUCAUCAUACGGAACGCCAGCGUUUCACUGACGGAAUACAACGAAUGUAAAAACCGUUUAACAAAUUAAGUGGAGAAAAAAAAAAUAUAUAUUUAUCGAUCAA
Molecule: messenger RNA, 1019 nt
Organism: Neodiprion virginianus
Lineage: Eukaryota; Metazoa; Arthropoda; Insecta; Hymenoptera; Diprionidae
Product: pro-resilin-like
Exons: 4
Coding region: 126-947 (273 amino acids)
Cellular component (GO): extracellular matrix
Source: RefSeq, a predicted model, not a curated record